AGACGACUCUCCAGCAGCGCUGCCGCUGCAAAACAUAUUGCCAAAAUGAUGACAAAUAUGCUCAACAAGCUGCACGGUCAGCCCGAAAGCUACGAUAGAAAAUCUCGAUACCGCUUUGGAAAGACACUGGGUGCCGGCACUUAUGGUAUCGUGCGGGAAGCCGAUUGCCCUGAGGGCAAGGUCGCUGUCAAGAUUAUCUUGAAGAAGAACGUGCGAGGCAACGAGCAGAUGGUCUACGACGAACUGGAGAUGCUUCAGCGCAUGCAGCACCCCCACAUUGUCAAGUUCCACGACUGGUUCGAGUCGCGGGACAAGUAUUACAUCGUAACACAGCUGGCAACCGGCGGCGAGCUCUUCGAUCGUAUCUGCGACAAGGGCAAAUUCACAGAAAAGGAUGCCGCUGAGACUAUCCGUCAAGUUCUUACUGCCGUCGACUAUCUUCACCACAACAAUGUUGUCCACAGAGAUCUCAAGCCAGAGAAUCUUCUCUAUUUGUCCUCGGAUCCCGAUUCGUCACUCGUGCUCGCAGAUUUCGGUAUCGCCAAGAUGCUCGACUCCAAAAAUGAGGUUCUGACCACCAUGGCUGGUUCCUUCGGUUAUGCCGCUCCAGAAGUCAUGCUGAAGAAAGGCCACGGAAAGCCCGUCGACAUGUGGUCCAUGGGAGUCAUUACCUACACCCUUCUUUGCGGAUACUCUCCUUUCCGUUCCGAAAAUUUGUCCGACCUGAUUGAGGAGUGCAAGAACGGCCGUGUAGUUUUCCACGAGCGAUACUGGAAGGAUGUCAGCAAAGACGCCAAAGAAUUCAUCACCUUGCUGCUGCAGCCAGACCCUGUAAAGCGACCUACCAGCGAGGAUGCUCUUAGGCAUAUUUGGCUAAGUGGAAAGACUGCCUCCGACCACAACUUGCUGCCAGAGAUCCGCGCCUACGUUGCCAAGGCACGACUCAAGCGUGGAAUCGAGCUCGUCAAGCUGGCAAACCGUAUCGAAGCCCUCAAGAUGCAAGAAGACGAGGAAGGCGAGGCCCCCGGAGAUUCCGACGUGCCCGCCAACGCCCGCGAGGCGGCAGGUGAGGCCGUUGCAAGCCACUCUGACACGAAAUCUUUGGAACCCCCCUCAUCGAAAGGACCUGGCCGGUUGAGCAGAAUCGCCAAGGGCGCUAUAUUCCGCGAAGUUGUGCUGGCGAAGGUCCGAGAGAUGAAGGAGCAAGAGGCUCAAAAGGAAUUCGAAAAGAGUGCUACUGAAGCAGCCAAGAAAGCUUAGGAUAUUGGCGGUUUGCCAUUGCGAAUUGUUCUCGUGAUUAGUAUAUAUAGUUUGCAGUGUUAGUCGUGCGAGGUUUCCAUUUGCAAUACCCUGCGAUUUCAGUCAGGGUAUGUUUUCUAGGUCACAAACUACACUGAUGCACCACGUUGUAUCCCUACUAGACCCUAUGUUGUGACGCUUCCUGGAGCUUUCAUGAACAGGUGAACCGUUCUUGUGUGUACAUUACUGACUUGACGUGUCGUGCAACGAGGCAUCAAUUUUUUUUACAUACAAGCAGAAUCGUUUU
This is a messenger RNA of Periconia digitata, 1546 nucleotides long. The record is from the annotation of a GenBank genome assembly. Lineage: Eukaryota; Fungi; Ascomycota; Dothideomycetes; Pleosporales; Periconiaceae.